Molecule: messenger RNA, 2406 nt
Organism: Dufourea novaeangliae
Lineage: Eukaryota; Metazoa; Arthropoda; Insecta; Hymenoptera; Halictidae
Product: zinc finger protein 567-like
Exons: 3
Coding region: 853-2013 (386 amino acids)
Cellular component (GO): nucleus
Source: RefSeq, a predicted model, not a curated record
GAGUGCGCGUUCCUGAUCAGUAGGUAGCACACUUUCAUAGCGGCGAGGAAAGUGACCGAACGUUUCGCCCCAGGUGAAGAUCAUUCGGCGUUCAUGCGUUCAUCAAACGGGAGUGACGGGAGGGAAUUCACUGUGCGAUGCGGCAUGCCGCGGCGGUAAGAAGUGGUAAGAAGGAGCGAAAGAGAAAGUGAGGAGGGAGCAGCGGAAUCGCCAUCGACCGAGAGGAGAAACGUCGACGUCACAGAGAUUGCGGCGGGAAGGCGAAGAGGGGAUCGAGAUGUGCCGGACGUGCGUGGGGGUGGAGGAGAGCUAGAGUUUAGAUCGGCAGAAAGAUCAUCGCUCGUUUUUCGCUGGCAGGUGGGGUGGCCGCCACCGCCGUCGUCGUCGUCGUCGUCGUCGUCGUCGUCGUCGUCGUCGUCGUCGUCGUCGGAUUCGGGAUCAAACCGUUCGGUUCGUAGAAAGUUGAAGGCGACUCGUCACUGGUCGGUCGAGAAAACGAGCAAGGACGCAGGAAUACGGUGCACGACCCUACCGAGAAGCGUACGCCGGCACUGACCGUGAAAAACGGGCAAUAGGUAGACAAUUCGUGAUUCCAAUAGCCUGCUGGCGAAAUCGCUGGCUGCGUGGUGACGAGAGGAGGCUCGAAGGGAAGGGAUAUGGAUCCCGAGAGUUGAUUCUCCGCGGCGGAGAAGAGGGUGAUUCAUCGGGGCAGCUGACGUUCCGUACGAAGGAACGCCAAGGCAAUCGAAGAAACGAACGCGGCGGCGAACUUGUUCCAUGAAGUAAGGGGAACCCUUUUCAUUAUAUAACGUGAAUAAAGAGAUAUUGGAUAGAACUGAAUCGAAAGAAGCGAUGAGUAGAAGCAACGAGAACGGGCUCUCCCUGGCAUCGCCGCCGGCGAUUCACGUUGGCCCCAUCGUCAAUCCCGGCACCAACGAAACGAUCUCGAUCGUGAUACCGUUGUCGGCGCAGUUGGCCACAGUCGGCGGUCAAAAACUCGAGAAACCCUGCAGAGAUUGCAACAGGGAUCAGACCAAACAGCCGCCAUCCUCUCGUCCGAGAAACGACAAAACCAAGGGUUGCCCUUAUCCGGGCUGCACGCGAUACGGCCGAGCAUUUUCCAGGGCUCACGAUUUGAAGCGUCACAUACUUCGUCACGAAAUGAGAAAGGAGAGGCUGCCCGAUUACGAGAACUCGAGCAGACGGCGGAUCAGCAACGAUCCCGGCGAGAGUAUAGCGAACGUGGGAAACUACGGGCGGAAAGCGGUGGCGGCGGUGGCAACAACGACGACCUGGAACGAUGACACGAAUCAUCGGGAGACCAACAAUGGAAAGUCUUACUGCUGUCCCCACUGCAAAAAGAAGUAUACGAGCGAAAUUAAACUAAGGGCUCAUAUGAGUUCGCACGAGAAGGUAAUGGACAAAAACGUCUGCACCCUUUGCGGAAUCUGCUUAAAGGACCAAGAAGCGUUGCAAGAGCACAUGAAGCGGCACACGGCGAACCUGUUGGAGGCUCAAACAGCCCUGGAAAAAGUUAGCUCGGGGAAGGAUCGAGGCGACAAGGAGGACGAUUUUCUCUUGGAAGAAAUGUUGCUUCUCCAUAAGAAUCCUCGGACUCGUGCCUCUCAAUCCGAUAACAAGAACGGAUCCAAGAUCAGAUGCGAUUAUUGCUCCAAGACCUUCAAGACCAAGUGGACAUUGAGCUCCCAUGUAGCGGCCCACGAGGGCCGUUUUCAGUUCGACUGUAACCAAUGCGGGAAGAGAUUCGUCAGGAAGAGUCAUUACGAGGGACACGUGCGGUCACACGAAGCCGCGAGGCCGUACGUUUGCGAGCAAUGCGGGAAAACGUUCAAAGAAUUGAAGCACAGAAGAGAACACACCAAGAGAAAACACCCUUCGAAUCAGAACGCGAUACAAAGCCUCUUGGAUAGCAUCAGUCCUUGCGGGUCCGAAGAGCUGCCGGUCGAUCAGACCAAAUUCACACUUCUGAUGCCGGUUAAUUUCUCCGUGUAAAGUUACUACUUCGAGAUCUUAUAUCUUUUUCUCGUCUCCUCCCUCGAGUCGUCUCCCAUUCGGGGACAAAGGCCGUAAAGGGUCGGGAAAAAACCUGGAACUUUCACGAAAACAUUGGCUACUCUCGAAUGGACCAACUGAUGCAAAACUUUCUUAUGUCUAUCGUCUGUCCUGGUUGCUGAAUAGAAUACCGAGACUUUCAGUUGAAAUCAUCCGAACUACUACUUGUUUUAUUUUAUACCACGGUAUGCCUGUCUACGCUUCACAGAAAUUACGAUUAUACAUGUAUAAUUUAUAUCGAAACUUUCCGUCGAACUUUAACACUUAUUUUUUACCUACAAUGCCGCGCAUGAACGAGUAUAUUACUAUACAGACCAAAGACAAUCUUACUUC